Trypanosoma conorhini is the source of this 597-nucleotide messenger RNA. RefSeq lists its product as uncharacterized. NCBI's taxonomy places the organism in Eukaryota, Euglenozoa, Kinetoplastea, Trypanosomatida, Trypanosomatidae. The transcript has a single exon. The coding region runs from base 1 to 597 and encodes 198 amino acids. The record is from RefSeq and is a predicted model, not a curated record.
AUGCUGCGCCGAACUUCACGUCGCUUUGUAAGCGCCAAGCAAUUCUUUGGAACCGAAGGGCAGCCAAUAGAGCCAUAUACCGCCAAGUCGCUCUUCCUGUUCAGCUUCAUCGCCUCCAUCGCGUUCCUGUCGGUGUUUAGUGUGAAGGAAACCAAGAAGGCCGGCCCACUUGAGCUGCCGGACGAGCUGGAGGCAGAAAAACGCCGUAAGAGUGACCCACGCCGCCCGCCGUGGCCGCUGCUGCACCAACGCGUCGUCCUUCUGCGCGAGGGGAAGGCGCCGCACGAUGAUCUGCCCCUCUUAUGGGAGCAGACACGGCACUAUUACCCCGCUGACUGGCUUGUGCCGCUCGAGAUCACGCAGGUGCUGAAGUACACAAGUGGGGCCUACCUGCAAAACUACGUCGCGGACCCCGAUCAGCUUCGCAAGGAGGUUUUAAUGCAAUUGCUCAACGUCAAGUAUGGACGUGUGAAGGACCCCAACGGCGGACGCAUUAACCGUGACGUGGAGGAAAUUAUUUCCAUGGCAAUAGAAGAUCUGGAAGGCAUGGACCUUAGCCCCUCCGCGGAAGCGGCGCUGGUGCCUACGCACACGUGA